Molecule: messenger RNA, 5947 nt
Organism: Sus scrofa (pig)
Lineage: Eukaryota; Metazoa; Chordata; Mammalia; Artiodactyla; Suidae
Gene: AP5Z1
Product: adaptor related protein complex 5 subunit zeta 1
Cellular component (GO): AP-5 adaptor complex
Source: RefSeq, a predicted model, not a curated record
UGCGUCACGUGACGCGACCGGGAAGCCGGCGCUGCGGAGGGCUGUGCUCCGGGAGUGGCCGGCGACCGCCACUGUCGGGCUGCGUUUCGUGGAGGCGGCGGCGGCGGCAUGUUCACGGCGGGGGCCGAGAGUCUGCUCCGUCAGGCCAGGGAGAUCCGGGACGAGGAGCUGGGGAGGCUCUGCUCCCGCGUCUGUGCGCUGCUGGGGAGGGAGGACUGGGGGCCCGACGCGCUCGAUGCCCUGCGGAGGCUCUUCCUCAUCGUCUCGGCCACGAAGCACGGCAGGAGGCUGGAGCAGCCGUGCGUGGAGCUGCUGCAGGCCGCCCUCUGCUCGCCCACCUGCCCCGAGCAGCUCCAGCUCCUCUGCGCUGCUGUCCUGAGAGAGGUGUCGCCCUCCCGCAGCCUGAGCCUGACCUGUGACCGCGUCCAGAACACGCAGCAGCUGGGACUGGUGGCCUCUGUGCUCUUGGCCCAGGGCGACCGCAGGCAGGUCGGCAGCGUGGGCCAGUGCGCCCUCAGAGUCCUGGAGAGCCGGCAGCCCGAGGGGCCCGGCCUGAGGCACCUUCUCCCGGUUGUGUCCAAGGUCACCAACCUGGCCCCAGAUGCCCUCCACGAAGAGCAGACCAACACGCUCAACAGAAGGCUGGGGGACUGGCUCCGCCACGCCAGCGUCCAGCAGGGCAUCGCGCACUCCUCCGGAGGCUUCUUCUCCACGCCCAGAGCCCGGCAGCCAGGCCCUGUCACCGAGGUGGACGGAGCGGUGGCCACGGACUUCUUCACGGUGUUGUCCACGGGCCAGCACUUCACGGAAGACCAGUGGCUGAACGUGCAGGCCUUCUCCAUGCUGCGGGCCUGGCUGCUGCACGGCGGCCCUGGGGGCUCCAGCACCCCGGACGCAGACGACAGGUCGGAGUUGGAGGGCUCCACGCUGUCCGUGCUCUCGGCCGCCUCCACCGCCAGCCACCUGCUGCCGCCCCAGGAGCGGCUGCGGGAGAAGGCCUUCGAGUACUGCCAGCGCCUCAUCGAGCAGAGCAACCGGCGAGCCCUGAGGAAGGCGGACUCGGAGCUGCAGAAAGCCUGCCUGGUGGAGGCCGUGCUGGUGCUGGACGUGCUCUGCAGGCAGGACCCCUCGUUCCUGUACCGCACCCUCUCCUGCCUGCGGGCCCUGCACGCCCGGCUGUGCGGGGACCCGACUUGCGUGCGGGCGCUGCUGCCCGUCGCCCAGUUCUUCCUGCACCACGGGGAGGCCGCGGCCGUGGACGCGGAAGCCGUCUACCAGCACCUGUGCACCAGGAUCCCGGCCGAGCACUUCCACAGCCCGCUGCUGGCCCUCGAGUUCGUCCAGUUCUGCAGGGCCAGCCUCCCGCUGUUCGGCAGACACCUCGGCGUCCUCAGAAGCAGCUUCCCCAACCUCUUCAAGUUCCUGGCCUGGAGCAGCCCGCCCCUCACCGCCGAGUUUGUGGCGCUCCUCCCGUCGCUGGUGGACGCGGGCACGGCCGUGGAGAUGCUGGACCUGCUCCUGGACCUGCCCUGUCUGACCGCGGCCUUGGACCUGCAGCUCAGGUCAUCACAGGCUGCAUCUGAGAAGCCGCUCUGGGACGUCUCCGUCAGGGCUGCCGGCUGCCUGGAGGCCUUCCGGGACCCUCAGUACCAGGCUCUUUUCCAGCACCUGCUGCGUGCCAAAGCCAGUGGAACCACGGAGCGGUUGGUGCCACUCCACCAGCUGCUACAGCCCCUGGCCGGCUGUGCCCGGGUGGCCCAGUGCGCGGAGGCUGUGCCCAUCCUGCUCCAGGCCUUCUUCGCGGCAGUGACUCAGUUUGCUGAUGGGACCCUGACCAGCCAACUGGCCCUGCUGCUCCUGGAGAGAAGCGACACGCUCUACGAGGUCCCUGGGUACCAAGCCCGCGUGCACAAGGUGCUGAGCUCCCAGUUCCUGGCGCUGUGCACGCGGCGGCCGUCGCUGGUGGUGGAGCAGGCAAAGGAGCUGCUGGAGUUCGUGGGCAGCCUGGGCGGCCCCCACGGCGGCGGGCACAUGCUCACGUCUGUGGUGCACCGUGGAGCAGAUCAACAAGUUUUUCGAAGCCCUGGAGGCCCUGCUCUUCGAGGUCACGCAGUCGCGGCCUUCGGCCGCCCUCCCCGCGUGUCCCCCCCAGGUCAUCACCGUGCUCAUGACCACGCUGACCAAGCUGGCUUCCCGGAGCCAGGACCUGAUCCCCAGGGUCUCUCUGUUCCUGUCGAAGAUGCGGACCCUGGCCCAGAGCCCUGCUGCGGGCUCCGCACACGGCGAGGAAGACGCGCGAGCCGUUCUCACGCGGGCCACUGAGCUGCUGAACCUGCUCAAGAUGCCCAGCGUGGCCCAGUUCGUGCUCACGCCCAGCGCGGAGGUGUCUGAGCCCCGCUACCACCGCGACACCAACACGGCCCUGCCCCUGGCCCUGAGCACGGUCAGCCGCCUGGUGGAGAGGGACGCGGGCCUCCUGCCCGGGUGAAGGGCCGGCUGCAGACCGCGAGCCUGCUGUCAGGACGCAGCCUCAGCCGGGGGUCAGGCAGGGUGGGGAGGCGGCCCCGGGGCCCUUGGUGCUGCUCGGCGCUGUCACGUUCUCACCCUUUGCGCCCUUGUUUCUGAUCCCUUGUCUCGUGACCAUGCUGAGCUGUCUGGUGACACAGCACCCGACGCUGGGUCUUAGCCCCUCUGGGGACUGAAUGGAGGCUGCUUGGUCUGUGUCCUGCUGUUCCUUGUUUGGGGGCAAAAAGAGAGACAGCAGAAGUAAACCUCCUUACAGGCCGUGUGGGAGCAGAUCGGGGUCUGUGCUCUUUCCCUCCACCCAGGAGGCGGAAGCCCCUCAGGCGGCCCGUAGCUGCUGUGGACCCAGGGACCCAGCGGUGCCUGGUGGGAGAGCUGGGAACCCCCUGUAGUCGCGGUGUCCCCGCGGGCACCACAGUCACAGACACGAGGGCGCGGACCGCGUCUGCCAGGGCUGACGGCUGCCACUGGGCAAAUGCACUUGCUCAGCCCACGUCCUCAUGCUCCUGAGUAACAUGCAAAUGCGAGGCUGGGGCUCUGGGGCCCCCGCUGGGUGGGGUGGAGGCUCUGUCACCUUUGCAGCCUCCUACCAACAGGAGGGAGGGCAGGGCCAGCAGGGCAGGGUGCUGCCAGUGACCCCGACAUCUGCCUCCCGUGGCCUUACGCCCAGCAAAUCCGGGUCCACUUUGGUCUAAUCCCUGGGUGGGGUGGGCAAGGCCUUUCUACCACUGUCCGGUUUACACCCGAGCGCUUCCCCUCUGGCAGACCAAGCCCCAAAGCAGCGGCUCAGCACCACCUGGCAGAGCUGGGCCACUGGGUGGUGCUGCUGCUCCACGAGUCCCGGCGCGCCCGCCUCUGGCCCCGCCCCAGCCCUCUGGCCCCGCCCCCUCGCGGGCUCGGCCGCGCCCCUUGCAGUCCGCGACCCCCGGCGCCCGGCCAGUUGUGCCUCAGCAGAUCUGAGAGACUGCGAAGAGGCCCACAGGGCUGGCGGGCACGGCCUCUGGCGCACACGAGCCGAGCCGUGUGGAGCGGAGCCGCAGGGCAUGGGUGCUGUCUGCGCCAAAGGGCGCCUGACUCUCCCAGGACCGGGCAGACCCAGCCCUGCAAGCCCCGGGCGACACCAAUGGCCUCGCCGCCCAGCCCGGCUCCCUCGGCCCCCAACCCUGCAGGGCCCUGGGGACCUGUGUCCAGGGAGCCCAGGGUGGAGGGUGUUACAUCUAGAGAAAAUUGCUUUUGCCAGACGCCAAACAGUGCUCCCCUUGCAGCAGUUUCAGGCCGUCCAGACACUGCAAGUGUGGGUCCAAACGUGCCCAAGAACUAGUUUCGGAAGCUGGGUUUUGAUGGGACACUUUUCCCUGCUUCACACGGAGCCAAGGACAAUCCAGAACGUUCCCUUACCAUUUUCUUUGCAGGGUAGACUUUCGUGGCAGCUAGGGUCUAGUCAAAUGCCUGGAGUUCACAUCCUGGCUGCCUCCGGGGUGGUGGCUGACUCACCGCCCAUCUGAGUACAGGGUUGUAGCUCCCGCCCGCACCCUGCUGUGGCCCCCUCACUGGCUGGGCCGCCCCGCAGGCUGUCAGCACAGGGAGGCACUGGAGGUGCCCGGGAAGCUGGGCUCGCCCUCUGCACGGCUGCCUCUGCUGUGCGGUCGCGUGGCCAGGCUGCAGGCAGGCGGCGGCGCCGCCCGAGCGGAGUGAGACCCACCUGGCGGGGUGCCUGCCGGCUGCAGCCGCCGAGAGGCAAGGAUGGCUGUUGCCGAUGCGGGGUCCUGGGAGCAUGGUGGCGCUGACUGGCUGACAGAGAAAGUCACAGCCUCGCUGUGCUCGCCUCCUUAUCUGAAAAAUGGAGAUCACAGCACUGACCUCUGAGAACCAUCACGAGAGUGAAACGCGUUGGUCCCUGCAGUGUGCGCCAAGCUCACGCACUGGGCAAUGCGGGGACCUGGGGUUCUCUCCCCCUCCCAGGGCCCAACCCUCCUGGGCCUCUGCGUGCUGUGGGGUCCCCUGAGCGGCUCUAGGGGACAUGGCGGGGGCGGGGGGCUUUGGUGCCCCUAGAGGAGGAGCAGAGGGACCAGGCCUUGAGCCAGCCACCAGCCUUCCUCCACUUGUGCCCAUAUUUCAAUCUGGAGCUCUAAGACUUUAAUCUCAGUCAAAUCACAUUUUAAAUGACUUUUUAAAAAGUACCUUUAAUUCGGCAUUUUGGGAACGGCUUCAAGGCAGGUGGAAUCCUGAGGCCAGACACUGACAGCAGCAGCCAGGGCCCAGGCGGGGCACCUGCCCUCUCUUCUGCGCGCACCAGGGGGCAGUAUGGAGCUGCACACGGCCGGAGCUUGGGCCCGACCUAGGACACACCUUGCAGCAGCUGGGUUCCCUCCACCAGACCCCUUUCCGUGUAAGGGGUGUGUCUGCAACUGACUGGCCAGGACCCCUCAUCCCCAGAGUCUGUCCCUGUCAAAGAGCAGGCACCCGGCCCAGAGCCCAGCCACAGGCUCCCUGCACGGUGACGACACCAGGAGCCAUGCUGAGCCUGCCAAAGGCAGCGUGCAGGUGCCUGAGCCCCACUGACACCUUGACCCCAAGGAGGCAGGCCUCCUGCCAGGGUAAAGGGAUGGUGACCUGGUGGACACUAGCCAGAUGCGGUUAAGAGCCGAGGACCAGCCAGCCAGGUGUCAGGGCCGAGGCUCGGGUUUAGUGAUCAGAAGAAAUCAGGAGGGCACGAGUCUCAGGGGAGGGGGCCUGGGUACCCAGAGUGGGUCGAGACUCUCAGUAACCUUCUGGGGGAGUUCCCACUGCGGUGCAGUGGGUCAAGAAUCCCACCGCAGCAGCUCGGGUGGCUGCAGAGUUGCAGGUUCGAUCCCCAGCCCAUUGUAGUGGGUUAAAGAUCUGGUGUUGCCACAGCCGUGGUGUAGGUCACAACUGCAGCUCAGAUCCAACCCUGGCCGGGGAACUUCCAUAUGCCAUGAGGGCAGCCAUUUAAAACAAAAAACAGCCCAAACCCUUCUGGGGGCUUCAGGGCAGACACUGAAAAAAAAAAAACCAACAAAAAAAAACAAAACCCUUCUGGGGGUUUCUAACCCCUCUCGUUGGGAUCAGCUGAGCACUCUGCUGGGCAGGUGGCUCUAGCCCUUUUCCUGGGGGUCCAGGGGCAGCCUAGCACGUACCCUCUGCUCCUUGUUUCUGAGCAGGGUGGAGGGCAGACAAGUUAAAGCCAUCCCCCAUCCCAACCAUCCCCGUGUCAUCCCAAGGUCUCUCCUGCGCUGGCAGGGAGGGGACCGGUUCCACAGAGCCCGCGGCAGCCUCUCUGGGAGCCAGCAUGGUGCCCACCCAGCCUCCAACGCCCCGCCACCCUCUAAGAAUACGAAAGAGAGUUUAUUGAAUCUAUACUCCAUUAAAAUCUCCCAACAUAAAAGCUCUGUAACAAACAUCA